AUGGUCUUGCUAGUAGUUGUACAUGUAUUGGUUAGCUUAUUAAGAUUAGCUGAUUUUUGUAUACCAACUCAGAAUUUGGAGACUUUUGGUGAAUUUUUUUUCCUAAUAAAACAUAUUGGACAAUUAAGUGUUCUAGAUAAUUAUCAAAUUUUGGUUUCAGUGGAAGUUACUACUACAACAUCCACCACAACAACCACAACAAUCCUAUCCUGCCUUGACUCAACGUGGACAAUGUUCGACCGAGGAACCUACUCUUGGUGUAUGAAGGUGUAUCUAGGCAGCUUUGAAGUUCAAGACGCUCUCACCCAAUGUCAAACUCUGGACGCAUCCGCCGUCGUCACAGGCUAUCAAAAUUACGCGGAGCUCUCAACAAUGAUGCAGGCCGCCCUAGAAGCCGACCCAACAGCAAACCCAGCCACAAAUUUCAUGGUGGUCGGUGCGAUGCGUCGUCCCGAAUGUACCGAUGAGUUCUACACCAGCUUAACCUGUCCACCGUUGGUCGCUUUCUAUUGGACCGAUGGGUACACGACGGGCACUGAUGGCUUCAAUUGGCGUGCGGGACAACCGGACAACGCUGGGACAGGUGGAACUAUUAGGCAGAUGUAUUUGGGAGUGUCAGUGAUGACUUAUGGGAUGGAUGAUACUUAUGGCGAUGUGAUUUAUCCGGGAACUGUUUGUGGAAUGUUAGCACAGUAUUAUUAA
Molecule: messenger RNA, 702 nt
Organism: Caenorhabditis angaria
Lineage: Eukaryota; Metazoa; Nematoda; Chromadorea; Rhabditida; Rhabditidae
Source: the annotation of a GenBank genome assembly